AUGAACGUCCUCAUCAGCAUCCUUAGCCUCUUCGGCUUCCUCUCUAACAUGACUCUGGCUGCCUAUCUUCCAAACGGCAGCAUUCCUCCACGUAGCAUGGGCGACAUGACUAUCAGCAAGAUGACCUUCGAAGGCAGCAUUGGCGAUUAUAAAGUCCAACUCAACGGUUCUAUUCAGGAGAUUCACGCUCAGAUGAAGGCCAUCUACCCAGACUUCGACCCUGAUACGGCUAUCUCGAACCAAACCUUAGAUAUUCGGCAUCUGGGAAAACGCAGCAAGAUGCAACCACCCCUCUGCUAUCCAGUCCAAGACUGGGGUCGUGCCGAAACAGCACCAAUCAACACCGGCAUCCGCUACCUAAACCAAGUCCAAGCCCUCUGCGGCGUUGGAGCCAACAGCUGUGUUCGAGUCAGCUGCUCGUAUCGCGCUGCCAUCUAUCUAUGCAACGAUAAUGAUUAUGGAAUCACGCCAACUUGUCCUUAUAUCGCGAGCUAUGCUCAGGAUAUCAUCAAUAGCUGCAAUUACCAUAGACCGGGCGGCAAUACGUGGGAUUGGUCGGUGUGUGGGCAGGAGUUUGAUACGGAUAAUUAUAACGUUAUUGUGAGAUGGGAUAACAGCGAUGGAUGUUAA
Messenger RNA from Mollisia scopiformis, 630 nucleotides. RefSeq lists its product as uncharacterized. Lineage: Eukaryota; Fungi; Ascomycota; Leotiomycetes; Helotiales; Mollisiaceae. The transcript is spliced from 5 exons. The coding region runs from base 1 to 630 and encodes 209 amino acids. The record is from RefSeq and is a predicted model, not a curated record.